AUCACUGUUCCUCCAGUGGGCAGGGAGGCCCCUCCUCCUGGUCUUACCUUCCUCAGACAUAAAACGAGGCGCUCGGACAAGAGGACCCCUGAGAGUUCUUCUAAUUCCAGCAAUCCCUAAAGAUGCCCACUAGGGCCCCAGGUUGCUCAGCCUCCCGGGAAGACACUGUGGGAGUCCAUUCUUUGACCUGAAAGGGCUUCAUUCCAGGGCAGCUAGACAGCAGUGAGCACAGCAGCUCCACUGGCCUGAGCGGGAAGAACAAUGUUAGGGGUCAGCAGCUCCCAGGAGCCUCCAUGGCUGGGUUCAUCCUCAGCCUCAUGGGCUGAGGAGAGACGCCGCCUCGCCGGGCCAGGGGCCAGGUACUCAACGUCCAGGGCCACACGUCCCUGUUUUUUGUGGGGCCUUAGAAAAAGGUGUAGGGGGCAGCAGCACAGUACAGUAUAACCUGAUAAUAGCACUUAUAUCACUGUGUGCCCCGCAAACUGCUCUACAUGAAUUAGAAUGAUCUCAUUUAAUCUUCACAAUAAACCCAUUUUAUAGCCAAGGAAAGUUAAGCUGAGAUCACAAAGCCAGGAAGUGCCAAAGGAGGCAUUUGAAGCCAAGCGAUCUGACGCCAAGGCCAAGGCUGAGGUUCCAGCCAGUCCUGCUGUUUCCUGUGACACUUUGGGUCAGUCAUUUCCUUUCUUUGGGUCCAUCUGGCUCUGAGGGGUUUGAAUGAGACUUCUGAGGGCCCUGCCCGCUCUCACCAGUAAGUAGUUCCAACAUCAUGAUUAGCUUAGAAUGUCUUUCCUAUUUGGCCACUGUGAGGUUCUAACCGUGGUCUCCGUCAGGCACCAGUUUUCCAGACUCCUGGACACGGGUCCAGUAGGCUGUGCUGUUCAUUCAGGGUACGCCCCAAAAGGGCCUUGACCUAUUUUUCAGGGCUCUUCUGGACAGCAGCCUUUGUCUCUGGCAUAGAGAAGGGCCUGGUGUCAGAGGGAGCCCCAGAACCAACUGUGUGCACUCUGAUCCGUCCUGGGCGUAGCUGGGCCCUAUCCGUGCUCAGUGGAGCUUGGGAUUGGUUAGGAGGGGGAGACUUGUCGCACCAGGGACCUGCACGGGCACUAGGGCCUAGAGAGACAUUACAGAGGAAGGAAGUACAUCUUCCACUUCCAGGUUCUGGGAGCUGCCCAGGAGCCCCAGGGCCAAGCUGUACGCAUCUGUUGACUUUACAGUUGGGGUGGGGAGUGGGGGGAGGCCGGCUCCUGACUGACCUCUCAACCCUGCCUGCCUGAGUUCCUGAGGCUGGCCAAGAAGGCAUUGUUGACUCUCAUGAGAUCACAGAGGUAGUUGCCCAGGCCCCGCCCACUUCCUACAGCCCUGGUUCUCCCUGCCACCCUGUGCCAAGCCCCCAAGUGCCCUUGGGAGCUGCUGCCCAGGGGUCAGGGGGCUGUGGGAGCUCAGAGCUGGCACCUCCCACACACACCCCAGGAACCAUCAGGACAUGAGGGUCAUAGGCCUCCCUUUUUUUUUAAUUCCUGUUUGCUCUGAAUGCCCCCACCCCAGCCGAGGUGGCCCCCAGACCCUGACUGCCUCGAGGAUCCAGUCUGAAAAGAUGCAGGCUGGUGGUACCUGCCACACAGAUCGGAGGCUGGGUGUGCGGGGGUAAGCGGAGGGGCUGGUGUGUGUGUACAGCUCAGGAGAGAGGCCCCCGGCCUGGUCGGAGGCGGAGUGGGGAUACGCAGGGUCCCAGCCUUGCUCCUCACUUCUGCUCUCUGGACCAAAAACGGAGGACUCAGUCUAGACCAGGAGUUCUUAAGAAGGGUCCACGAGCCCCUUAAAUUAUUGGGUUGUCAGAAAAGUCAUGGCGUAUUUUUUCUGGUUUUCGUUGCAAAAAUGCGUCAUGAUUUUUCCAACAACCCAAUAUAUGUUUAUAUGCAAAGGCCAUUUUUCUGGGGAAAGGCCCCAGCGUUCAUCAUUGUGCCCUAAGCAUAAGAACCUCUGCCCUAAAACCCUCUGACCCAAGCCUGUUUCAGAGCCUCUGCUGGGCUCACACCAGGUCCAGACUAGGCAAGGAGAAGCAGCCGAGGGGCCACUGCUGCUGCUGAGUUAAAACCUUUUCUCCAAAGGCCCUUGAAAAGGUUCCUCUGGUGCCUGGAGGCAGCAGUAAUCUCUGGUGGGCAGGAAACCCUGACUGCGCCUAGAAGGCCCCAGCCUGAGGACUGAGGAGGGAAGACAGGACCCCUGGGCCAAUGAAAGGAUAUGGCGGGCCCUCAGAGACCUGAGUCCCGGUCCUUUCUGUCCCUCUUUGGGCAUAUCCCCUCAGUCUGUCCUUCUGUGGAACGGAGGGGCAGGCUCACAUGCUCUGUUCUCUGGCUCAGCGCUGUCUAACUUUCCGCUUUCCUGUCCUAGGCCCGAGGUGGGUGGCAGGCCCCUUCCUGCUAGCCUUCUGCCCUCCCUUUCUCUCCCUGGCCUUGCCCAGCCCCUGCCAAUCUGUGAACCUCCCAGGAGCCUUGGCACCCCUUGAGUCCCCUGGGAGGCUAUGGACCAAGCUGAGAACCCAGGGCCCUGGGAAGAGCAGCCAGUGAUAAGGACUCCCAGAAGCCCCUCUGAGGUCUGUACCAGAGACCCCCAGGUGCCGGAGACCCCCAGGAAGAGGUCAGCACAAACACAGGUGCAGAAGCCCCUCAUGGAGCCCCCAGGCAAGCAGCCCCCACAGGAGCUCCCUGCAGAACAGCCCCUGCCUGAGGACUCAGGCCUCCAGGUGGCUCCCCGCAAGCAUACUCUCUACGUGGGCCACCUGAAUCCUCAGUUCUCAGUGCCAGUGCUCACCUGCCUGCUGCGAGACACCCUGGAGCGGCUGGAGCUGCCGGUGGCACGGGAGCACAUUGAGGUGGUGAGGCGGCCCCGAAAGGCCUAUGCACUGGUGCAGGUGGCCACUCAUGAGGACACCCUGGCCUCCCUCCCCUGGCGCCUGCAAACAGCCUUGCAAGAGCACCAGAUCCUCAAGGAGCUGGUGGCCCACGGGAAGGAGCUGGUGUUGGAUAAGGACCGGGUCCUCACAAACCACAGAGAGGAGCGGCAGGACAGCAGCCCCAGCCCUGGCCGCAGCCCCGGACCCAGCCCCGGACCCAGCCCUAGCUCCCGCCGCCCGCCAACCGACACCCCGCCUGCCCUGGCCCCAGGGCAGCCUAGCUCCCAGCACCGACCCAGUGGCACGCGCUCGGACAGCGCCAUCGUGCACCAGGAGAUCCGGGGCCAGGAGCGGCUCUUCCAAGGAGCCUUCCUGGGCAGCGAGACGCGCAACAUGGAGUUCAAGCGGGGCGGCGGCGAGUACCUGAGCCUGACCUUCAAGCACCACCUGCGGCGCUACGUGUGCGCCUUCCUCAACAGCGAGGGCGGCAGUCUGUUCGUGGGCGUCGAGGACAGCGGCCUGGUGCAGGGCAUCCGCUGCAGCCACCGUGACGAGGACCGCGUGCGCCUCCUGGUGGACUCCAUCCUGCAGGGCUUCAGGCCCCAGGUCUUCCCCGAUGCCUACACGCUCACUUUCAUCCCGGUGGUCAGCACCUCCGCCCCCAACACGCCCCUCAAGGUGGUCCGCCUGAGCGUGCAUGCCCCCAAGGUCCAAGCCCAGCCGCAACUCUACGAGACAGACCACGGGGAGGUAUUCCUGCGCCGAGACGGCAGCAUCCAGGGCCCUCUGGCCGUCCACGCCAUCCAGGAGUGGUGCACACAGAAGUGGACAGCGGAGCUGAGCAAGCUGGAGGAGAGGGUGAAGGUGCUGACGACGGAGAAGGAGCAGCUGCAGCAGCAGCUGCAGCAACAUGGGCCCGUCUCCUGCACCUGCUGCGUCCUGUGACGGCCCCGGAGGGCAAGCGAGGGCGGGAAGCGGGAAGCCAGCACACUUCCUAGGAACACAGGGGCUUCCUAUUUGAGCCAAAGGCCUCCCAAUAAAACUGUGCUCAGAGACGAUGGGAGCAUCACACUUCCUCACUCCUUCAGCAACACCAUUUCUUCCCUUCAGAAAGAACCUGUAAAAACUUGGCCAGAGGUAUCCUAGGGCUGAGCUAGAGGGGACUGUCCCUCUCCCUAAAAUGCUCAUUUUGCCCAGCUGGGGUCAAUGACGCCAGUUGGCUGGACAGGGCCAGGAAGGAAUUUGUCAUCUUGGAAAAGCCCCUCAGCUGAUGGCAAGGCACAUUCAGUAACUGUGGUUACAGAGCUAACAGGCCACCCGGCAGCCCCUACCCCUGGCUUGCUGGAACUUGUGAUUAUCGUAGCUCUUUAA
Molecule: messenger RNA, 4264 nt
Organism: Hipposideros armiger (great roundleaf bat)
Lineage: Eukaryota; Metazoa; Chordata; Mammalia; Chiroptera; Hipposideridae
Gene: SLFNL1
Product: schlafen like 1
Exons: 5
Coding region: 2522-3838 (438 amino acids)
Source: RefSeq, a predicted model, not a curated record